Molecule: messenger RNA, 1526 nt
Organism: Branchiostoma floridae (Florida lancelet)
Lineage: Eukaryota; Metazoa; Chordata; Leptocardii; Amphioxiformes; Branchiostomatidae
Product: peroxisomal trans-2-enoyl-CoA reductase-like
Exons: 8
Coding region: 60-962 (300 amino acids)
Biological process (GO): phytol metabolic process
Cellular component (GO): peroxisome
Molecular function (GO): trans-2-enoyl-CoA reductase (NADPH) activity
Source: RefSeq, a predicted model, not a curated record
CAGACACCGUCAAACAUCUGCUUGGAGAGUAAACAAUCCGGUCAAAGUUCAAAACAAGCAUGGCGUCGCAAAAAGACCUCCGAGUGCGAAGUGUCUUCAAACCCGGUCUGUUCGCCGGGAAGGUGGCGGUAGUGACGGGCGGAGGGACCGGGAUAGGGCUGGCAAUCACCAAGGAACUCCUCAGUCUCGGGUGCAAAGUGGUGAUAGCUUCUCGGAAGAAGGACCGUCUCCAAGCAGCAGCAGACCAGCUGGCUGCAUGUAUCCCACCAGGAAGUACAGCCCAGGUCAAGGCCAUUCCCUGCAACAUCAGGAAAGAAGAUGAGGUGAAAAACCUGAUGUCAUCAGUAGUGUCGGAGUUUGGUCGGCUGGAUUUCCUGGUGAACAAUGGCGGAGGCCAGUUCCAGAGUCCCGUGUCAGCGCUCAGUCUGAAGGGAUGGAACGCUGUGGUCGACACAAACCUCAAUGGAACAUUCCUGUGUCUUAGAGAAGCAUACAAUGCCUGGAUGUCAGAGAAUGGAGGAGCUGUGGUCAACAUUGUCCUGCUCAUAUCUAAAGGAAGACCAGGAAUAGCACACUCCGCUGCGGCCCGCGCUGGUAUUGACAACCUCAGCAAAAGUCUGGCUGUAGAAUGGGCUGAAAAUGGGAUCAGGGUCAACUGUGUGGCACCUGGGUCCAUCUACAAUGUCACAGCGGCUGAAAACUACAAGGCUAUCGGAGAUGUUUUUGCUCAUGCCAUCCCUCUGACACCUGCAAAAAGAAAUGGCACCACAGAAGAGGUGUCUGCAGCUGUCACUUUCUUGUUGUCCCCUGCUGCUGCCUUCAUCACUGGGGAGACCAUCAAAGUGGAUGGAGGAUGGGACUUGUUCCAAGUUUCUUGGCCAAUACCAGAACAUGACAAGAUGCCAGCAUACGACUGGGAAAAGAUCAUUGAGGAAGAAGACAAACUCAAGUCAAAACUUUGAGGAAAAAAUCGCUAUUGUUUUAUUCACAAGUCAUUAUACAAUAUUUAAUACAACAAAACUGUAUGAAUAAUGACCCAAUCUGUUUCAUAUACUGUUCUGCAAUUAAUUGUUCAAAACAAAACAACAAAAGGCCACAUGUCAGCAUCAUCUUUACAUAACUGCCAUAGCUUUCAUUAUAUCAAUCCACUGGUGUCAAAUUGAAAUACAGAUUACUAAGAGUACAAAAUAAUGCUGCUUAUGUCCAAAUUUGAAAUUCAUUAUUAUCCUAGGAUGCUGCACUUUUUUCAAGAUUUUGGUGAUGUCUUAUAAAUGUACAAAUGCAUUUUCUUCAAAUUCCUCAAGAACUACACUACUGGCAUAUUAGUAAUUAUCCAAUACCCAUGUGCCAUGACAAUAAAGUCAUCAAUGAGACAAUGCAUACAUUUUAUACACUGUAGAGCAAUAUUUACAAUACUUCUAGGUAGGUAGGUAGGUAGGUAAUAUCAAACACUAUGUACAAUAGAAAAUAUACUACAAAUAUGGCUUGUGAACUACAUGUAUAUGGGAAGCAGACAGCAAGCAGAC